AUGAGAAGCCGUACCAAGGGUUCCGGCCAGCUAUGGGCGCUUUCUCCUGGGGAUGUGGCGGGUGCUUGGGCUGCUGAGAAGCAGAUCGCUGCUGGCCUCUACGUUUCUCUGCUUGCUCGGGUCCAGCACAUGGUCCCCACCGCCGCCGAUGUCAUGGCGUACAUGGACACCGGCGUGGCCGGCGACAUGGAGGCGGCGGCCUCCUCCUUCGGCGCCAUGGAAGAGGGGGUCGUCGUCCUCCGCGAGCGCUUCGCUCUUCCGAAGAGAUCGUCGAAGUAG
Molecule: messenger RNA, 279 nt
Organism: Neurospora tetraspora
Lineage: Eukaryota; Fungi; Ascomycota; Sordariomycetes; Sordariales; Sordariaceae
Exons: 3
Coding region: 1-279 (92 amino acids)
Source: RefSeq, a predicted model, not a curated record